This is a messenger RNA of Eutrema salsugineum, 1280 nucleotides long. Its product is annotated as transcription termination factor MTERF9, chloroplastic. The record is from RefSeq and is a predicted model, not a curated record. Gene Ontology annotation, biological process: chloroplast organization; regulation of DNA-templated transcription. Gene Ontology annotation, molecular function: double-stranded DNA binding. The transcript has a single exon. Bases 23 to 1210 code for a protein of 395 amino acids. Lineage: Eukaryota; Viridiplantae; Streptophyta; Magnoliopsida; Brassicales; Brassicaceae. Gene Ontology annotation, cellular component: chloroplast.
UCUCUCUGAGUCUCUCCCACAUAUGGCUCUUCAAAGGACAAGGCACUUCCUUUCCUUUCCCUUUCCCUUUCGGAUUACAACAACAACAACAACCUUCUCCUUACUGCCUUGUAAUCGGAGACCACUCUGCGUCUUCUCUCUUCACGCUCAGUUUUCUUCUACCAAAAACCCUAAAGAUGAUGAGCACAAGAGACUCUCCUUCACCAUUGAUUAUCUUGUCGACUCUUGUGGGUUAUCUCCGGAUUACGCCAUCGUAGCCGCUCGUAAGCUCCUGCUUGAUUCUCCCGAACGCCCCAACACCGUCCUGAGCCUCCUUCGCGACCAUGGAUUCUCCACCGCCCAGAUCUCCAGCCUCGUCAAGAAACGCCCCGUUUUGCUGCUCGCCAAUGCUCAAUCCGUUCUCCUCCCAAAACUCCGAUUCUUCCUCUCCAUCGGCGUCUCCAAAUCCUUACUCGCCCGAACCCUUGCCUCUGAUCCCACCAUCUUGACCAGGAGCCUCGCCAACCAGCUUAUCCCUUCCUACAAUUUCCUCAAGAGCGUUCUCGACUCCGACACCAAGAUCGUCGCUGCGCUUCGCCGGACCACCUGGGUUUUCCUCGAGGACCACACCAAGAACCUCGUCCCCAACAUCAACUACAUGUCCGAGAUGGGCGUCCCCGAUAAAUGCAUCCAGCUCCUCCUCACCCAUUUCCCCGAGGCUGUGAUGCAAAAGAACCACGACUUCCGCGCAAUCACGACGCAGGCCAAAGCCAUGGGAUUCAAUCCCCAAAAAUCAACCUUUGUGCUGGCCAUUCACGCUCUCUCUGGGAAAUGCAACAAGUCCAUAUGGGACAAGUGUUUCGAGGUCUACCAGAGAUGGGGCUGGUCCGCAGACGACAUCAUGUGCGCAUUCAAUAAGCACCCGCACUGUAUGAUGCUCUCGGAGAGGAAGAUCAACACGACGAUGGAGUUUCUUGUCAAGGAGAUGAAUCUGGCGCCUAGAUCGAUCGCAAAGUGUCCCGUCGUUCUCUUCUUCAGCCUAGACAAGAGGAUUAUCCCAAGAUGUUCCGUGAUUAAGGUUUUGGCAUCCAAGGGGAUGGUGAAGCAAGACUGGAGCUUGACGUCAUUGUUGGUCCCUGUGGAGAAAGUGUUCUUGGAGAAGCUCGUGAUCAAGUACGAGGAGGAGUUGCCUGAGUUGAUGGAUGUGUAUAGAGGAUACACCAAUCUCUGAGCUUUUCUUUGUUUGCCUGUUUAGAGAAGACUUUUUAGUGUAUUCCAUUUUUGGUAAUAAAGGGAGAGUU